AUGUAUCACCGUGAUGCCAUCGGAAUGCGGUCUCUCGACAUGGUGAAGCACAAGGACCGCCACUCGAAGAAGCCAUUGCCGAGAGUCAAGGUGCCUGUUCAGGGCCAGCUACCCGAAAACUCGCUUCUCGGCCUCCCAAGCAAGUUGCGAAAUCCAAUCUACGAGUUCAUGGAAGCAGACGCGACGGUCGCUGUCACGGACUUCCACGACGGUCCCGCUCCACGUUGGGCAACCUGGCAGUUUCUUGGCGCCACACAAGCUUACCGACUAAUGCGAGCUGAAUACCGCUCGUCGUUCUUCGCUGCAGUCAAGAUCAGUGUCCCGGUCAACGACUUCGAGCUUUGCAUGGAGACUUUGAUCGCCCCGCCAAGCGUCACGAAACUGGAGGAUGCGACCGGUAACGCCGUGCUCCGACAGUCAGAAGAGCGGGUGUGGACAGAGGUGACCCUGAAGAAUCUCUUUAAGCUGAUGACAACCUCACGUUUUCAGGUGGAGCUGGAGAACGUUUCGACGUUUCCCCAUAGGAGCCAGCCGAAGCAACCGAUCAAGACCAUCACCUUGAUGGAACUGAUGGAGAAGAUGCUCAGGGUGUGCAACGAAGAAGUCUUCAGGGACUACGUCUCCAAGGAGAUGGGAGAUGUGACUUUGCUCUGCAACACUACGUCGAUGAAGGGCGAAGACGUCACGUGGGUCUUCCUUGACAUGAAGGUGAACGUCACAUCAUGGAAGAAGUGGAUGGACGGCUGGAACGACACGAAGUUCUGCCCGACCGGAAAAAAGCAGUGCGGAUGCCGAGACGAGGAAAUCAAGACGUGGAGCGCCGAGUCCGGCAUGGUACCCGAAGGUGACUGUGUCGCUUGCGAGAACCUCGACUUCACCGCAUAUGUGAAGUGGUCAAGUGGCAGGAGGCACCCGCAUCUUGCUAGGCGAGAAGCACGACAGGAAGCAGCAGCUAAGCUUGCUCAAGAAGCAUCACAGCAUGGUGUUAAAUGA
Boeremia exigua is the source of this 993-nucleotide messenger RNA. RefSeq lists its product as uncharacterized. The record is from RefSeq and is a predicted model, not a curated record. The transcript is spliced from 2 exons. The coding region runs from base 1 to 993 and encodes 330 amino acids. NCBI's taxonomy places the organism in Eukaryota, Fungi, Ascomycota, Dothideomycetes, Pleosporales, Didymellaceae.